GUUGCCCCGCUGAAACACACCCGCAGAGCUGGUUCCAUGUAUCGGAUUAGCAUUAAUACGUGUUGCGUUGCAUAUCGCAACGUAAUAUGUUUUAUAAAUGUGUUUUCACACUGAGUACGAAUAAGAAGUUAAACGCCCCCUUUUUGUGCGACCUCAAGACGCCACCUUCGUGAUUAGGUUAAAACUUAAAUUGGAUUAACCUCUUCUUUUUUCAGCCAUGCCGUGCAUGUGUAUUUCACAUGGAUAAAAUAUCACUUUUGACGCCGAGCAUUCACAUCACCAUGGAGACCAAAUUUGUGGUGUGUGGAGGCCAUGGAGACAGAAAACGGAGCCAUGACGCUCGGCCUCUUUGACUGUCUGAAGGCAGUUGGUCUUCAGCAUCACUACGAACGCUUCACCUCCAUGGGAAUCCGUCAUUUGACCCACCUCUUGUGCCUCACCUCGGAGGAUCUCCCCAUGCUGAAGAUCCACACCAAGGAGGACAAGAGUCGGCUCUUUAGCCUGGUGCAUCUGAUCAAAACGCUGGAGCAAGAAGGUCUGGGGCUGGAAGAGGAUGCCGAUGAGAGUGAUGAAGAAGUCCCGUUAGUGGAUACUUUUACUAACGGCGACCCGGUCCCUUUUUCCAACGCCCCCCGCGUCCGCAUGCACCUCAAUGAUGGAUGUCAGCAACGCGGGUGGAACGGCAGCCUCAGGCCAGCCGCUCAGCACAGCAGGCCAGACAUCACUAGACGAUUGUCCAUGUACAGUACUAACUCCGCACUGCUGCUGCCACAGACAGGCUCGUCCCACCCUCUGAAACCCAAAGCAGCUACGGCAAAGCGGUUCAACGGCCAACUGGUGGGGAAGAUGUGUCCAGAUAGAGGAAGUGCUUACAGACAAUAUGGUGGACAAUUUACUAAACCAACACCUGUUUUUGAAGCAAAGAGAAAACCAGGAUACAACUAUGGACUACCUCUGAAUCCCGUUGCUUCAAAAAAGCAAACUGGCGGGCCGAGGAUCCUCGUUUGCGUGAGGAAACGACCUCUGACGCUGGCAGAGAGACGGAAAGAAGAGGCGGACGUUGUGAUGACGCCCAGUGCCGAGUGUGUGAUUGUUCAAGAGGGGAAAGAAGCUGUCGACCUCACUCAGUACAUCUUAAAGCAUCCGUUCUACUUCGACCAGGUUUUUGGUGAGCAUCAAUCUAACGAGGAGGUGUAUAAGAAGACGGCGUAUCAUCUGGUGCAGCACAUGCUUAACGGGGGGAAGGCUACCUGUUUUGCCUUUGGGCAGACGGGCGCGGGUAAGACUCACACCAUGAUGGGUUCUUCUCCCAAUGAGCCGGGCUUGUACUUCCUGGCGGCCCAGGACAUCUUUGCUCACCUGUUGGCCACGCACAGCCCCCUGCUGGUAUACGUCAGCUUCUGUGAGAUCUACUGUCGUCAGCUCUAUGACCUGUUGAACAACAGGAAAAGAUUGUUUGUGAGGGAAGAUGGUCACAACGUGGUUCACAUUGCAGGACUUUGUGAUGUCAGAGUAGACACCGUCAACUCACUGAUGAAGGUGAUGUCACAGGGUUUAGCGGCACGCACCAAGAGGGUCAGUGGGGUGAAUCCGCUCUCGUCUCGUUCCCAUGCCUUGCUUCAGAUCCAGCUCCGAUCUGCAAACCAGCAGAUAAUUGGCAGAAUGUGGUUCAUUGACUUGGCAGGGAGCGAGAGGGCAUCAGACACCAAGGCAACAGACUGGCAAACUCGAAUGGAGGGAGCGGAAAUCAACCAGAGUCUGCUGGCUCUUAAAGAAUGCAUCCGCUCACUCGAUCAAGAGCAGCGGCACACACCUUUCAGACAAAGCAAGCUCACGCAGGUCUUGAAAGACUCAUUUGUUGGUAAUUCAAUGACUUGCAUGAUUGCCAACAUUUCACCCGGUCACAUCGCAACAGAGCACACACUUAACACUCUGCGAUAUGCUGACCGUGUGAAGGAGUUGAGGGGUCAAGGAGGACGAGAAAGCAGAACUGUACCUCUUACCAAAUGCAGCCUGUCCAAUAGCAUCAAUGGAGACAUCCCGAGAGGAAACAGUCUCCCAAAGAAGCCAAAAAUGGGAAUACCAAAAGCUAUUUUCCCCACCUCAAAGAAGCCCUCAGCAUACACGGUCCGCUCUUCCACACCAAAGAGCAGCAGAUGUGACGAGGAGCGAACCGCCACGGCCAAACGCUGGGUCGGGCCCGAAAAAGCGAGCCGACUCGUAGGCUCGCAGGAAAAGGGCGACAGUUACAAAAGGGAAGAGAAGCGUGAAUAUAGAAGAAGGCAAGAGAAGCAAGUUGAGACUGAAGGUGAUGAUGUGUUGGGCAAGAGGGAUGAAGACAUGCAGCACCACCUGCGCGAGUAUCACCAGCAACUGCAGAAGUUUGUGCCAUUCGCCAUCACCCCGUCUGCCUCCAGCCGACAGUCGCUCUCGUCUCAAGCUUCAUCCUCUCUCUCGUGUUCGGACCAAAUGUAUUCCAGUUCGAAGGACACCUCCAGUGUGAACGACAGCGGGAUUGGAAGCUAUGGUGCGCCGUCGCCUUUUAACAACGGGAAGGACGACGCCCUUGAAAACGAUGGGGUUCCAAGGGAACAGUUGAGGUGGGCUCAGGUGGUAACAACAGAGCUAGAAGAGGCCCACAUGGCGGCUGAUGUCGCCCUGGCGUCCUUCAGCUCCGCAGAGAUAGGCGAGGACUCUUUGGAAAUGGAUCCCUCGCUGGAUGGCUUGUGGACUGACAGUCUAGCGUCAGCCCACUGCGUCCACAAGCCCGACGUCUUUGGCGCCCCUCUUGUUGACCGCCAGUCUGUAGCCCACGCCACUUGUCAACCAAACAGCGAGAAGCCAAAAAACCUACCUCGAUUUGUAGCAAAAUCUCAGUUGGUGUCGUACAGAAUGAGUGGGGAGACCAGUUCAAGAGACUCUCAGACACCAAGAACAGCCAGAAUGUCUCAGGAAGAUACUUGUGAGGAUUCAACCACCAGUCAACGAGACCAUGCCAGUAACUAUCUCAGUUUUCUUGAGAGGAAGACAGAUCAUAUCACACAUGCAACAUAUAAAGACGCUGAAUGUUGUCCGGUAAUAAAGAACCCCUGGGAUCCUACUUCUGACACCAAGCUAGCCACUAAUUUCCCAGAGCAGCCUGAAACCCCAGCUAACAAUACAGAACAGAACAUCCCUUGCAAACCCACUCACUCAAAGUCAUUGACAAAGACACUUUGUCCCGCAAACCCUGCGGCAGACCAACUUCAACUAUUUUCGGGCCACAACUCUACAGUCCAAACUGAAAGUCCUGGAGAGUUACUUCAUAAAGAGACAACCAUCAACCAGGAGUUACAACUGAAAAUGGGCUCUGUUGGCCACAUGGAUCAUGACAAAUGGCGUAUCAUUCAGGCCCACUGGGAGAAGCUCCAUGAGAUGGAGCCUAUGCUGCGCGAGGAGCAGACCCUUCUCUGCAAGCAACCCCACAUGGAAUUUGGGGAUUACAUGGAAAAGCUGGAGGAGAUCAUGGAGCGGAAUGCCCGCUGUUUGCACAGCAUGAGAGCCAAGAUGCGCUUGUAUCGUAUGAGCAGUUCCGUUAGUUCCGUUAGUGAGCUUCAGCACACACAACAGAGUAAACCCGUCGCUUGAAUAAACCAAGCUCAUAGAAAAGGAUGUAAUGUACUGAACGUGUACAUUUGUUUUUUAAUGUCCCUGCUUUCAAAGUACAAACCCCCUGAUCGACUGCCGAUGCCGCUGCAACUCAGGGAUUAAUAUGUGAUAAGAUGUGUACAUGGCGGACUGCUUAGCAGUGUAGUUCAAAUGUAUUGUGAUAUUUAUUUUGUUAUUUAUCUACAAAUAAAUCUAUAUGAUUACAUUUCAGUGU
Messenger RNA from Nerophis ophidion (straightnose pipefish), 3862 nucleotides. Its product is annotated as kinesin-like protein KIF24. Gene Ontology annotation, biological process: microtubule-based movement. Gene Ontology annotation, molecular function: microtubule binding; microtubule motor activity; ATP binding. Bases 313 to 3627 code for a protein of 1104 amino acids. The transcript is spliced from 14 exons. The record is from RefSeq and is a predicted model, not a curated record. NCBI's taxonomy places the organism in Eukaryota, Metazoa, Chordata, Actinopteri, Syngnathiformes, Syngnathidae.